GACCUUGAUGUUUUGCAGUUUGCUCGAGUAUGAUACCGUGACCAGGGAAGUGAAGGUUUUAAUGGAUGGCCUGAGAUUCCCAAAUGGAGUCCAGCUCUCUCCUGCUGAAGAUUUUGUGCUGAUGGCUGAAACAACCAUGGCAAGAAUCAGAAGGUUCUACGUGUCUGGACUUAUGAAAGGUGGGGCAGAUAUGUUUGUGGAAAAUAUGCCCGGCUUUCCAGACAACGUCUGUGGGAGCAGCUAUGGAGGGUACUGGGUGGCCAUGUCAGUGGUCCGGCUGAAUCCCGGCUUUUCCAUGAUGGAUUUCUUAUCUCAGAGACCAUGGAUUAAGAGAAUAAUUUUUAAGCUUCUAAGCCCAGAAACACUGGUGAAAUUUGUACCCCGUUACAGCCUUGUCUUGGAACUUGGGGACACCGGCGCCUACAGAAGAAGCUUGCAUGAUCCCAAUGGAGUCGUGGCGGCCUAUAUUAGUGAAGCCCAUGAACAGAAUGGACAUCUCUACCUGGGCUCCUUCCGUUCUCCUUACAUUUGCAGGCUGAAUCUUGAGCUUGUUUAAUCAGUUCUUAAACCUCCCAUCCCUGCCUCCCCUGCCAGCCCUCAGUCUAUGGCUCUCCUGGUGUUGAAACAUUCUAGGGGUUUUAGCCUGUAAGGGACCCGGCCCACUAAAAAUUGUGGUAAUGCAUCUGUUCUUGCAGUCUCUAUCCCACUCUCUGGGAAGCAGGGACUGUCCUAUCCUGUGCUCACCUAGGAUGGCUAUGUAUUUCAUUGAGCUCCUUAGUUGUCUUGGAAUGACUCCUGUUCAAAUGACCCACAUAACAUUUGGAGAAAGAGAAGAUGAUGU
Molecule: messenger RNA, 841 nt
Organism: Ornithorhynchus anatinus (platypus)
Lineage: Eukaryota; Metazoa; Chordata; Mammalia; Monotremata; Ornithorhynchidae
Product: adipocyte plasma membrane-associated protein-like
Exons: 3
Coding region: 8-556 (182 amino acids)
Biological process (GO): biosynthetic process
Molecular function (GO): strictosidine synthase activity
Source: RefSeq, a predicted model, not a curated record